AUGAGAGAUACUAUGUCACAUAAGCAAGCUGACAUCUACACACAGGACUUCUGUGAUGGCGACCACCCAGCGGUGCUCCUGGAUGCCCUGAGACAUUUCUACAUUAGUGGCCUGUUUACAGACAUUGCUCUGCAAUGUGGCGAGUCCGGACAGGUGUUUCACUGCCACAAGGCUCUGCUGUCAGCCCGCAGCUCCUAUUUCAAAGUCAUGUUCACAGCUGACAUGAGGGAGAGGUCAAACAGCGUCAUCACGCUCACCGGGGUGGACUGCGGGGUCCUGGAUGCUCUGUUGAACUACGUGUACACGGCCCAUCUGUGCAUCACUCAGAGCAACGUGCAGAGCCUGCUGGAGGCUGCAGACCUGCUGCAGUUCAUUCCUGUGAAACAAGCUUGUGAGGAGUUUCUCGUUCGCCUCCUGGAUGUGGACAACUGCUUGGGGAUGCACGCUUUCGCUGAGCUGCACCUGUGCUCCGGCCUGGAGAGGGAGGCCCGCAGAGUGAUGCUGAGCAGGUUCACGGAGCUCAUUCAGCAGGAGGAGUUCCUCGAGCUGGAUCGUGGGAAGAUGAGAUCGGUUUUGGCUGCUCAGAACCUCACCGUGCAGAGGGAUGAAGUGUUGAUAGAUGCUGUAGCCAAAUGGGUGACCCAUGACUUGGAUAAUCGUGUUCACUGUUCUGCAGAGUUGCUGCGCUCCAUCCAUCUAGACCUUGAUGAGAUUUAUUUCAAGGCUACUUUAGAGGUGCACAGACAUCGCUUGCUGAGCAGUGAAGACGUUUUUAAAUCUAUGAUCGUUAAGGCUUUAAGGUCAAACGGCAAAGACGUGUCUGCAAGCAGAAAAAUGUCUUCCAGCAUGUAUAUCAUCGGCGGUUACUACUGGCACCCUCUUUGUGAGGUUCAUAUAUGGGAUCCUAUCAGCAAUACCUGGGUGCAAGGAAAAGACAUGCCUGAACACUCAAAAGAGAGCUACAGCGUCAGUUUACUUGGAGCAAAUAUCUAUGUGACUGGUGGGUACAGGACAAACACUGUUGAGGCUCUGGACACAGUUUCGGUUUAUAACUGUGACUAUGAUGAAUGGACCGAGGGCUGCCCCAUGAUCACAGCGAGAUACUACCAUUGCUCUGUGGCGUUGCACGGCUGUAUUUACGCCAUUGGAGGAUACAGAGGAGGAGCUCCAGAGCAAGACACAGAAUAUUAUGAUCCAUUGAAAAAGAAAUGGUCCCCUUUGGCCAAAAUGAUACAAGGUGUCGGAAAUGCCACUGCCUGCGUCAUGGGAGAUCAAAUCUAUGUGACCGGAGGUCACUAUGGGUACAGAGGAAACUGCACCUAUGAAAAAAUCCAAGUCUACAAGCCAGAUGUCAACGAGUGGAGCAUCAUUGCAAUAAGUCCCCAUCCAGAGUACGGGCUUUGUUCUGUGUCUCUCAACAACAAGCUGUAUUUGGUGGGUGGACAGACGACCGUCGCAGACUGCUACGACAUAGAGAGAGACGAGUGGAGAUCAAUAUCAGUGAUGAAGGAGAGGAGGAUGGAGUGCGGGGCGGUGGUGAUUAAUGGUUGUAUUUAUGUAACAGGGGGAUACUCCUACUCAAAAGGGACUUAUCUGCAGACCAUUGAGAAAUAUGACCCGGAGCUGGACUCUUGGGAGAUUGUGGGGAAUCUUCCAAGCCCAGCCAGAUCACAUGGAAGUGUUUGUGUUUACAGUGUUUAG
Anoplopoma fimbria (sablefish) is the source of this 1701-nucleotide messenger RNA. It is a transcript of the gene klhl23, whose product is annotated as kelch-like family member 23. The transcript is spliced from 4 exons. The record is from RefSeq and is a predicted model, not a curated record. Bases 1 to 1701 code for a protein of 566 amino acids. Gene Ontology annotation, molecular function: protein binding. Lineage: Eukaryota; Metazoa; Chordata; Actinopteri; Perciformes; Anoplopomatidae.